AUGGGGUAUAUAACUUUUAGCAUUGAUGGAGAGUCCGAGGAAUUACCUCUUAAUGCUGGUUUUGUAGUUGGACUUGUACCUCAAAUUCGAAAGUUGUUGAUUGGUGACUCAGCUCCUGUUCAUGUUAUCCAAGAUACUGCACUUCUCCUUGGGGGUGGAGCUAUUCCGGCUGUCACACUGAUAAUGCGAGGAAACCUUUUAAGGGGCUUACAGGUUCAGGGAUCCGUUAUUUUAGGCAUGAUAAUUAUUCGAUAUGUUGCCCUGCCUUUGCUAGGCAUUGGCAUUGGCAUUGGCAUUGUUAAAGGGGCAAUUCACUUCGGUUUGGUGCAUCAUAAUCCGUUAUAUGAAUUUGUUCUUUGCUUCAGUUUGCACUUCCACCAGCAAUGA
This is a messenger RNA of Fraxinus pennsylvanica, 387 nucleotides long. NCBI's taxonomy places the organism in Eukaryota, Viridiplantae, Streptophyta, Magnoliopsida, Lamiales, Oleaceae. The record is from the annotation of a GenBank genome assembly.